Messenger RNA from Abrus precatorius (Indian licorice), 799 nucleotides. RefSeq names its product N-alpha-acetyltransferase 50. Bases 105 to 602 code for a protein of 165 amino acids. Gene Ontology annotation, cellular component: NatA complex; cytoplasm. The record is from RefSeq and is a predicted model, not a curated record. NCBI's taxonomy places the organism in Eukaryota, Viridiplantae, Streptophyta, Magnoliopsida, Fabales, Fabaceae. Gene Ontology annotation, biological process: mitotic sister chromatid cohesion. Gene Ontology annotation, molecular function: N-acetyltransferase activity. The transcript is spliced from 4 exons.
GAGAAAUAUGAAAUUGUAAAAAGUAAAAAGAAUCCGGGGUUCUAGGUUUUCUCUCUCGUCCACCGUCACGCCACCCUCACUCUCAGAUUGAAACGUUUCUCAGAAUGGGAGCUGGCCGUGAAGUCUCUAUCUCACUCGAUGGAGUGAGGGACAAGAACCUCAUGCAGCUCAAGAAGCUCAAUAUUGCGCUUUUCCCUGUUCGUUACAAUGACAAAUACUAUGCCGAUGCACUUGCUUCCGGCGAAUUCACCAAACUAGCUUACUACAGUGACAUUUGUGUUGGAGCAAUUGCAUGCCGGCUUGAGAAGAAGGAAGGUGGGGGGCAAGUUCGGGUUUACAUCAUGACAUUAGGUGUUUUAGCACCUUACCGUGGACUUGGUAUUGGAACAAAGCUGUUGAAUCAUGUUCUUGAUCUUUGCUCCAAGCAAAACAUUUCUGAGGUUUACUUGCAUGUGCAGACGAACAAUGAAGAUGCUAUAAACUUUUAUAAGAAAUUUGGGUUUGAAAUUACAGAAACAAUCCAGAACUACUAUACAAACAUUACACCACCUGACUGCUAUGUUCUCACGAGGCAUACGGCUCCAAGCCCGUCGAAGAAAUAGCAUUUCGGUGCCACUUAUUUUGAGGGGAAGUCAUCAGAGUUUGUUGCAUUAUUUUUUGGGUUUUGCCAUGGAUGUACUACACUAAAGUUUUUCAUGUCCAAUGCUAGAUUUUAAACAGUAAAGUUAGCUCAAAAAAAGCAGCACUUGGAGAUCUCUUGCUAAGGUACUAGCUAUAUGUUAUUUUACCCUUUUUCUCU